CUGCUCAAAAUCUGCUCACUUAUGGCUUUAUGUUCAAAAAUGCCGCAGAGAACAAGCUUCAGAUUUUUUGCUUCUCUUUCUGUUGACAGAUUUGAUGUAGAUUUCACAGUGUUUCUAAGCAGAUCUCACGGCCCUUUAUGUUUGAAUACUCUCAAUUCCAGAUGUGGCGUGGAGCUCUAUGCACUGAACCAAUUUUGUCGGUAGCUUGGAUACUGCCAAGACAUACCAUUCCCGCCACUGUUCUCCUUCAACCACAGCUAUCCUCUUCGAUUUAUGAUUGGGGAAUCAAACAUUUUGAUCGCCAAGCUUGCUAAAAUCACAAAAACAUUGCAGACAAUGAUCUUGCCAGAUCCUCUAUUCUGACCGAGUUGUACACCCUCCUAUAGAAGUUGGUGGCAAGACUAUUUCCAUCCUCGGUUCCUCGAUGUUAUGGACAAUAUUUCUGCUCUGGCUCCUCUUCCAGUCACCAAAAAAUUUGAAGAAAAGGAUGUUGCAGAGGAAGGUGGUGACCUGGAAUCUGCCAUGGUUGUCCAUAUUAGCAAGCUAGAUUUGCCAAGGAGAGCUCCUAGAACUCUAGUCAAGAGGAAAAUUGCCACUCCUACAGAUUCCACGGAGGAGAAUACUCCCUUCAAGCAGCGAAGAACCGGAAUAUCAAGAGGCUAGAUCAUUGCGUAUAGCAAUUCAACAUGGUCUCACUUUUGGAGAAUAUAAUGAAGCAAUGAUUCUAGAGUUAGAAGACCUUGAAGGUAUGUAAUUGACGGCCUUAGAUAGGCUACAAACGCAAAAAUUAAAAGUGGCUCGAGCAUACAACAAACGGGUGAAAUCCAGAAGUCUGGUAGAUGGAGAUCUGGUAUGGAAAGUAAUUUUGCCACCUGGAAAGAAAGACCCCAGAUUUGGAAAAUGGUCUCCAAAUUGGGAAGGACCAUUUCGUAUACAUUAAGUGCUUAGAGGAUGAGCAUAUUGGCUUGAAUCAUUAAAUGGAGAGUUACAUCCUCGAAAAAUAACUACCCUAUGAUAUGGGAGGCUAGGGGUUCGAAUACCAUUGGUUCUACCUGAGACAGAUUUGAGUAGGAUUUGUACAGGAUUUUAUUUCAUUGUUUAGCAUUUUAUCAUUCAAUAAAAGUGCUGAGUCGAAUUUGUAAUUAGGCCAAAUCUGGCUGUGAACAACCUCAGCGACCAGAUUUUGGCCAUGUUAGAUUUCAACUUGUAACAGAGUAUGAAUAAAAAGUACAAGCAGCA
Rubroshorea leprosula is the source of this 1239-nucleotide messenger RNA. The record is from the annotation of a GenBank genome assembly. Lineage: Eukaryota; Viridiplantae; Streptophyta; Magnoliopsida; Malvales; Dipterocarpaceae.